AUGCCGUGGGUGCCACGCAUCCCUCCGAAGGGGGAGGCCGAUGCAGACUCUUCAGCUCCACGGGAGAAAGCAGCUGCUCCAAAAGAGAAGCCAGCUGCUGAGGAGACGGAAUCAGCUGAGUCACGAGCUCAGAGGGAGAAGGCUCAGUCGUACCUUGCUAUGCGAGGGGCCGAAUUAUGGUUGGAUCUGCAACAACGAAAGCUGCAGGGAAAGAAGAUGACAAAGUUUCUUACAGAUGAGCUCUAUGCUGAAAUCAAAAAGCAGUUGGAGAACCCCAAAAAGCCAGAUCGCCCGUGCUGGUACUUCAAUAUUGAUGUGAGCGCCACGGAACUCACGGCCGAGGGCCUCAAGAUUCUUGUGGCGUUCCUGAAGCGACUCUAUCAGGCAAAUCCACCUGUUUGUGUUCACAGCCUCCGCUGCUACAACAACGAUCUGGGCGAUGAGGGGGCCGAGCAGAUUGCCGAGUUGAUCCUGGCACAGCCCUAUGCCAUUUCCGAGCUCCAUUUGAGCCACAGCAGGAUGACAGAGCUUGGAGCAGCGACGGUGAUACUGUCCGUAUGCGUGGCCAAUGACCGUUAUCCGUUUCAAGUAAAGCACCGUUGGACUGGCUGCUGGAUACGGCUGGAGAACAACCACGUCAGCGCACCCGAUGCGCUGCUGACAGCCAUGAGGGCGACGCUGCUGCCGGGCAAAGAAUGGGACGAGCAGAUGGUGCACAUCGAAGCCAUUGCGCGCGGAGACCGCACCUGGGGACGGGCACAUGGGCCCCACUGGGCCACCUCUGCAGAGGUGACCCCUCAAGCUUUGCUGUAUACAUUCCACGAGCAGCAGGGCGUACUGGAUGCUGGCUACGGAAAGAAGGAGAGUGUUGCAGGCAUCCGGGCUGCCCGGCGUGCCACGGACAGUGCCCGUGAGGCAGUGCUAGAAAUGCACAAGAAGCUCAAUGAUCACGAUGACUACGACAACCAGCAAGGAACACAUCGGCCUGCUCGUGUACGCCUUUCGGAGGAUCGCGUUGUGGUCGCCCGCUACAGGCGUGGUGCUGACGAAGUGCCAGAGAAGAAGGAAGAAGCCUGGGUUCCAGAGCCGAAGCGAGUGGCCAAAAUCCACGACACCCGUCCAUUCAGGAUGGCCGUGGACAGCCUGAAGCCGCUCGCAGAUUCGAGGGAAGCUCCAGCAUCUUCAACGCGUUGGGUAACUUAUGGCAAAGGCGGAAAGGUGGGAAGCGGGACGGCUGUUGCGGCUGUUGCGGCGCCUGCAUCGACGACCAGGAGAAGCCACGAAGCCCAUGAAUAUGCCAAUGCUAUUGGAUCUGGCGGUGGGAAGGGCGAAAGCCCUCCGAAAGGAUCGAAAGGUGCAGCGCCAAAGGGAAAGCAGUUGAACGUGACCCAGCCAAAGGAGGAGGAUCAUUCAACUGCGACGGCAUCAAGUCCACCUACAGCUGCGACAGCCGCGGGCAAGGGAGCUGUCCAGAAAGGCAAAGGGAGGUCGAAAGACGCGGGGAAGCUGGUGUGGAAGUCGAAGGUGACAAAGGCUCCGGAAGAGUCGUCCAAAGAGGAGCAGAGGCCAGAAGCAGCUCCCAAGGUGGAGAGCAGCAAAGCCAGUACAUCCACAGACGUCAAAGAACCGCAGGCCACAUCAAAGGAUGCCAAGAGUGCCAAGGAUGUUGAGAAGGCAGAGGACCCAAAGGAGGCGAAGGCUGCGAAGGAGGCAAAGGACGCGGGAAAAGAUGCAAACGAGGCGAAAGAUGCUAAAGCAGCUGGGGCAAAGGAGGUAAAAGACUCAAAAGAGGCGGCAGCUACAAAGGAGGCAAAGGAUGCACACGAGGCAAAAGCUACGGAAGCAAAGGAUGCGAACGAGGCGAAGGAUGCCAAAGUUAUGGCUGCAAAGGAGGCAAAAGAUUCAAAAGAGGUGAAGGCCAAGGAGACAAAAGACACCCAAGAGGCAAAAGAUGAACAGGCGACACCUGUCAAAGAAGCCAAAGACAUGAAAGAUGAGAAAGGAGCGUCUACGAAGAUGCCAGCGGAUUCGAAGGCAAAGCAUACGGAGCAUGUGCAGGCCACCAAGCCAGCUGCGAAGGAUCCUCAUCUUAAGUUUUGGUGA
This is a messenger RNA of Symbiodinium natans, 2103 nucleotides long. The record is from the annotation of a GenBank genome assembly. NCBI's taxonomy places the organism in Eukaryota, Dinophyceae, Suessiales, Symbiodiniaceae.